Molecule: messenger RNA, 1726 nt
Organism: Ceratitis capitata (Mediterranean fruit fly)
Lineage: Eukaryota; Metazoa; Arthropoda; Insecta; Diptera; Tephritidae
Gene: vg
Product: protein vestigial
Exons: 7
Coding region: 80-1357 (425 amino acids)
Biological process (GO): regulation of transcription by RNA polymerase II
Cellular component (GO): nucleus
Source: RefSeq, a predicted model, not a curated record
UUAUAAUUUGCAAAAAAAAGAAGAAUAGCAAGUGUGAUUUUGUAAAAAUAAAUUUCGGUCCUCUUGGAUUACCUGGACGAUGGCAGUGUCCUGCCCCGAAGUAAUGUACGGUGCUUAUUAUCCAUAUUUGUAUGGCCGUGCCGGACCAAGUCGUUCAUUUUAUCAAUAUGAAAGGUUUAAUCAGGAUCUAUACUCAUCAUCCGGUGUGCAAUUGGCCUCAUCCAGUGCUUCUGGCAGCUCGCAUUCACCCUGCAGUCCCAUAUUACCACCGGCGGUGAAUGCGAAUGCCGCCGCGGCAGCAGUAGCAGCGGCACACAACACAGCCGCCGCAGUGGUCGCCGUGGCAGCGCAAAGCGUAAAUCAAUCGGCGAGUAUAGCGGCAACGACAAAUCUGCAAUUGAGCGGCAGUGGAACGGUGGGCGGUGGUGGUGUGCCAGGUGGCGGAGGUGGUGGUGGUGGAAAUCUUAGUGGUGCUGGUGUUAGUGGUGGUAUUGGUAGUUCUGUGAUCGGCGGUGCUAGUGGCGUAGUACUUGGUGGCAGCGGCGGCGGCGGUGGUGGCGUUGGCGUUAACGUUGGCGGUGGCGGCAGUAGUAGCAUAGCGGUUAAUAAUGCGAUACAACAACAUAGUAGAGCGCAUACCAAAGAAGAAGAUCUGGGAGUGCCACGUAGUGAAGCUGAAGCACGCCUAGUGGGUUCACAUCACAACGAGUCCUCCUGUUCAUCAAGUCCUGAUUCACCUCGUCACAAUUUACAUGGAGCUCAGGCCAAGGAAAUGCCCCUACCACUGGAUACAUCGAAUGUCAAUGGUCAGGGCAGAGCACAAUAUUUAUCAGCCACCUGCGUCGUAUUCACAAACUAUUCCGGCGAUACGGCCAGUGUGGUGGAUGAGCACUUUUCGCGAGCGCUCAGUUUCAACAAUAAGGACAGCAAAGAAACGCAUAGUCCCAUGUCAGCCAGAAAUUUCCCACCUUCGUUUUGGAAUAGCAACUAUGUACAUCCAGUUCCCGCACCCACACAUCCGCAGGUUGGCGAUUUGUAUGCAUCGGACGGUGGCUAUGCAACCGAUCCAUGGGUGUCACAUGCAGCCGCCGCACAUUACGGUUCAUACGCGCACGCAGCACAUGCACAUGCCGCACAUGCGCACGCCUAUCAUCACAAUAUGGCGCAAUACGGUAGCCUGUUACGGCUGCCACAGCAAUAUAGCCACGGCACCAGAAAUUUCUCUCAUUGCAGACUGCAUCAUGACCAACAGACAGCGCAUGCGCUCGAAAGUGCGGCAGCUUACUCCAGUUACCCCACAAUGGCAGGCCUCGAUGCACAAGUACAGGAAUCAUCUAAGGAUCUUUAUUGGUUUUAAACUAAAGUUUUUAAUGUGAAAAUAAAGACAAAAUAACACACACACACGCACAUACCCAUACAAACUAAACUACGAAACCAAAAUAUGAAUAUUCACAAGCGAGAAAUGUUUUUUUUUUUUGUUUGACUCGCAAGCGAUAACAAAAAUACGCAUAUUUUUAUUGUUGGUUCAGCGUUAAAACAGUUCACGAAAUUUACAGUUGAUAAAAAACAUAGCCUAUCAAAGGAAAAAAUUUUUAAUUGAAAAAUGAAAAACAACACUAAAAAAUAAAACAACAACCAAUGUGCAAAUGUAUAUGUAAAAUUGCCUGUAUUGCCCGUACGGGUUUAUGUGUUAAUAGAAUUUUAAGCUAAGCAAACAAAAAAAAAA